This is a messenger RNA of Culex pipiens pallens (northern house mosquito), 1017 nucleotides long. RefSeq lists its product as uncharacterized. Bases 373 to 1017 code for a protein of 214 amino acids. NCBI's taxonomy places the organism in Eukaryota, Metazoa, Arthropoda, Insecta, Diptera, Culicidae. The transcript has 3 exons. The record is from RefSeq and is a predicted model, not a curated record.
UGCUGUUACAUGUCUGUAGUUCAUGGGACCAUAAGAAAAAGUCUGCUGAAAAGUGUUCCUCCGUUGCACAGCAACCUAAUUGUUGUAACGUAGUAACUUGGAAUUGUUUGGAAUUGAUUUCAUUUCAAAAUUCCAACGUCCUCUGUCCAGUAUAGAAGUAAAAUGGUCAAGACACGCAAGGAGGCGUCCGUUUCGCUGGUCGGAACUACCGACCCGGAAUCGUUGGUUAAACUGGUUAAGCUGCCGACGGUGGGGUGCGUUAUGAAAAGAUUUUUGUUUUUGUUAAGCUCGUUGAACUCCGUGGUGUUUGCUAUAAGUAAAACGACGUCCGAGCUUCUACAAGUAUAGCAAAAAACCACUAUUAUUUGCCAGAUGCACAAGAACGUGGCCAGGACCAUACGGAAUCUGCAUGCAGAUCUGAAAAUGGCGCAAAAAGACUCUUAUCGCGACACCGAAAGGAAGAGGAAGUGGAAGAUAAGGAUGGAUCAAUUGCUGGAUGUAUCCCUGAAAAAUGUUAUCAUUGAAGACCCGAAAGUUGCAGAAUUUUUAGAAGAUCAGAGAAAGAAGCGAAAUUAUUCUUUAUCAAGUAUUAACGAGCCACAGCUGUACAAGAGAACUAAGAACGAACAUAAGCACGCAGAAGAAGAAGAAGAAGAACAAGAAGCUACAGAUGUUGAACAUGAUUUCAAGCCACCACCACCAAAAAAGAUCAAAAAAAUGCAACAAAGAAAGAGCGAACCAUCCAAACCGGAAAUUAUAACGGAGGACGUUGCUGAAGCUUUGGAUCGAGCAAAACUUUCCGAUAGACAGGCAUUAAAGAUCAUUUUACCGGUUAUGGACGCUAUGGGCCAAGAUCCUGCCGACGUACCAAUUUCAAGAUCAACAAUUAGCCGGAAGCGGAAACAUGCGCGAAAAGCCAUCGCCCAAAAAAUUCGAAAGGAGUUUAUUCCGGCUGACCCGGGAGCGCAGCUUGGGCAGAAGCACCACUGGCGACGGAAGCAGCCAUCAACGAUCUGA